GAAUGCCAAAGUUCACAUUUCUUCACAGUCAAGCAAACAGCACCACAACUGUGGUCCAGAGCCUGGUCUACCUCUCAGCAAUUCAGUAGCAGAACAAACCCCGCAGUCAUGAAGUUCCAGACGUUCGUUCUCUUGAUCUCCACGGCAGCUUUUGCCCCAGCCAGAGGGAACCCCAUCUCAACUGCUGAGGAUAUUCAAGUCCAGGAGAAUUUUGACGAGGAUAGGUUCUAUGGAAAAUGGUAUGAAAUUGCUGUUGGCUCCACCUGCCCCUGGCUGAAAAAAUAUAAGGACCGCUACACCAUGGGGACACUGGUUGUGGCACCAGGGCAAUCGAGGGAGGAGAUCAGUAUGACAACCACAAGGCUCAGGCAUGGUGUCUGUUCUCAGGUCACUGGAGAAUACCAGAAGACAGACAUUCCAGGGAAACUCACCUACUAUAAUCCGAAAUGGGAUGCAAAUAUUGAGACCUUUGUGGUUCACACCAACUACAUCGAAUAUGCCAUCUAUGUGAUAAAGAAGAACAGCUCUCACGGUUUGACCACCACAGUCAAGAUAUAUGGAAGAAACCAAGAACUGAGAGAGGAUCUCAUGGCCGAUUUCAGACAGCUUGCUCUGGACUUGGGAAUCCCUGAAGACUCCAUCUGCACUCCAAUUAAUAAAGGGGAAUGUGAUCCUUCGACAGGUGAACCUGAACCACAGUCAAGAGGUCGAAGAGCUAUUUUGCUUGAGGAAGAAGGAUCUGCCGAUGGUUCAUUGAACACCUUGCUAGGCAACAAAGAAGAUUAUUGCCGACUGCAAGUGGAUGCUGGCCCUUGCCUGGGUUCAGCCCCUCGGUAUUUCUACAAUGUCACUUCUCGGACCUGCGAGACCUUUAUCUACGGCGGCUGUCUUGGGAACGGCAACAACUUCCGCUCAGAGAGGGCCUGUCUCCAGACGUGCAGGACAGAGGCAUCUUGCCGUCUCCCCAUCGUCCCUGGCGGUCCUUGUAAAAUGACAUACUGGGCCUUUGAUUCAAACCUGGGCAAAUGCGUGAUCUUUGAAGGGUGUGGGGGCAACGGGAACAAGUUUUACCAUGAAAAAGAAUGCAAAGAAUAUUGUGGGGUACCCUCAGAAGGAGAUGAGGAAUUUCUCCACCUACUGCCACCGAAGACCAAGUAAAUGUGAAGGUUUUUCACUGAACAUAAACAUCCAUCUUAAUUCAGUCUUCUUUGUAUGUACCAAGAACCCAAAUAAACAUGGUCUUCUACACUGAA
Messenger RNA from Heteronotia binoei (common prickly gecko), 1253 nucleotides. RefSeq names its product alpha-1-microglobulin/bikunin precursor (gene AMBP). The transcript is spliced from 10 exons. Gene Ontology annotation, cellular component: plasma membrane; cell surface. Gene Ontology annotation, molecular function: serine-type endopeptidase inhibitor activity. Lineage: Eukaryota; Metazoa; Chordata; Lepidosauria; Squamata; Gekkonidae. Bases 109 to 1158 code for a protein of 349 amino acids. The record is from RefSeq and is a predicted model, not a curated record.